Molecule: messenger RNA, 4310 nt
Organism: Zootermopsis nevadensis
Lineage: Eukaryota; Metazoa; Arthropoda; Insecta; Blattodea; Termopsidae
Source: RefSeq, a predicted model, not a curated record
UGUCUGGGAUCGAACCCUGGUCGUCCGGUCUGUAGCCAGUCACUAUACUGAGCUACGCCAUUAUAAUGUGUCUAAUUAUCUAAACAUAGUGCACUCUAAUCUAUAGAACCGUGAUUGCGGUCCUGUGGUUUAAAAAACGUUUGCACAGCCCUGAUGCAGAAUAUCCCCGUUUGAAGUGCUCGUGUUUAUAUUUAUUUCGUUUGAUUUAUUGUCCCACUUUGUAACUAGGCGUUGCAGGGCCUAACGGGAACUGUAUAAAAACAUUACUGUUCUAUUUUAAGAUCCUCCGAUAUCCUUCAUGUCUGGUGAUAAACAGUAACUAAGAAGUCAAGAGACCCAACUGCACAGAGAGACUGCUACUGCAUAGAAGAUACAAAUCGCCAUUUUUCAUGUGUACGCACUGUUCGAUAUGUUCAAGUGCAGUAUGGAGUACCGGAACACGUUUGAGUAUUUAUCGAUUCGGAAUUUGAAAAGGAUGUAAAAUGUCGCGGAAACAGAUUUAUGUUUACUUACUUAACUAGUUUGAAAAUAAAUAUAACUUCGCGAAAGAAGUAAACUGAAGCAACAUUGCCUGACUCAAGGAUCCUGCCACCACAUAUCUUCUAAUAACGCCUGUAGGACUGGUGAUUAUUACAAAUUUGUGGUUACAAAGUUAUUGCACACGCCAUAUCGAGUAUUCUGAACUGAUUAUAUGUUCAAGCAGCAAGAAACACUUUUACAGUUUCAGUGAAGACUGAUAUUUUGAAUUGUUCUUUCUUCAUCUGCAUCGGAAUUUUAAUCAUCGAAAGAUGUUUAAUUCAUAUCGAAGUUGUGUGAUGCCUUAUGAAGAAGAAAUUAUUAAGGCAGACGAGUUGGGGAAAGAUGAUUGUAUACUGGAACCAGAAGUAAUUGUGACAGUCAAAGAAGAGGUUAAAGAUGGGGAAGACAGUGGUAAUUCUGUCAUUGCAGCCCAACACGACUGUGCCAUAUCUUCUAAUGAGAACUUCGAGUUUGUGGUGGUGAAAGAUGAACCACAGGAUGUUUCUUGUGGGGAGGAUGAUGGUCUCAGCAUUGAAGUAACAGAGAGGAAUGCAUUUGGUGUUUCAGAACAUGGUUUACUGCAAGGAAAGGCAAGGAAUCAGGGAGAAGUUAAACCUGAUAAAACUCAAUCUAUUGGCCUAGGGGUUGGAGCUGACAAAAUCCAUGAUAGGAGUCAGCAGAUUGCACCUCCUACAGUUCAGGAACCACUGGCUGGCCCUUCAACCAGUGGAGUUGAGAAGGUCAUUUCACAAAAUGACAUCAAGCCUAUUGGAAUGCAAAAGUCAAGCAGUAUUAGACUUCAAAGAACAAUUGGCAAAUUUAUAUGCAAACACUGUGGAAAUAUAUUUGAGACAUUUGUAGAAUUUGAACUUCAUGUCAAAACACACUUCAGUGAAAAACCAUUUACUUGUCCAUGUGGCAGAAGUUACAUGCACAAAGGACAUCUCAAGGAACAUAUGUUGACUCACACUGACCGAAAACCACACAUGUGCACACAAUGUGGUAAAAGUUUUGCACAUAAAGGUGACCUAACUAUUCACAUGAGAAUUCAUACUGGUGAAAAACCCUAUUCGUGUACAGAGUGUGGAAAAAGUUUCGUUCAAGGCGGACAGUUGAAAAUGCAUAUGAGAACACACACAGGUGAGAAACCAUAUAGUUGUUCUGUUUGUGGUAAAAGUUUCGUACAAAAGCACAAUAUGCUAGAUCAUAUGUUCCUACAUACGGGAGAGAAACCAUAUAGUUGUACAUUGUGUGGUAGAAGUUUUGUUCAAGGUUGUCAUUUGAAAGAUCAUAUGAAAACUCACAGUGGGGAGAAGCCUCAUUCAUGUAGCUUUUGUGGAAAAAGUUUCUUGCAGAAUAGUGAUUUAAGAGUUCAUGUUAGAGGUCAUACAGGUGAGAAACCAUUCAGCUGUAGUCAAUGUGGGAAGAAUUUUGCUCGCAGUGGAGUUCUGAAGAGACAUAUGUUAACUCAUACUGGAGAAAAACCAUACAAGUGCUCUCUCUGUGGUAAACAGUACACUCAAAGUAGCAAACUUAAGCGCCACAUGAUGAUACUACAUAAUAAGGAGAUUGUUCCUGAGACCACAAAAGUUCUUCUUUUGCCGAAUUCUUGCAACAGAGAAGAAAUACACCAAGAUGAUAAUAAUGAAGAGAGCAGAGUCCCUGAUAAGAGAGAGGGUAUAGGUCCUGAAAAAAUAACUAAGGAAUGUAUAUUACCUCAUUGGUUCACUGUUGUGACAAUGGCAGAUUACUCCAUACAUGAGCAACUGUUGGAGCCAGAAAUAAUUCUCACAGUGAAGCAAGAGGAAGAAGUGGAUCAUUGUUCAAGCUCUUCAAAUUUUAGUACCAUUCAGAAUUACAAAUAUACGUUGAUCAAGAUGGAUUCUUCAGAUAAGCUUUCAGCAGGUGAUGUCAGCUGUGCAUCACAUUUUGGAAACAAAUUGAGCUUUUGUGAAUAUGUAGUAAAGCAGUCAGGUGAGAACCCUGGUACUUCACUUUCACUACAAAAUCCCAAGAUGUCAACUGUGGACAGCCAACCCAGCAACAGGCCACAUGUGUGUGAUGUGUGUGGAAAGGACUUUCUGCUGCGAAGCAAUCUCAAGCAGCACAUGUUGGUGCACACAGGCAUUAAACCCCAUGUAUGUUCAGAAUGUGGAAAGGGCUUCACACAACUCAGCAAUCUCAAGACACACUCCAUAGUGCACACAGGGGAAAAGCCACAUAAAGCACAUGAAUAUAUACACACAGGGGCAAAAAAGAGACACAUAUGUGAGACUUGUGGGCAGGGAUUCUACCAGCAUGGAGAUUUAAAAACUCACAAAUUAAUACACACAGGUUAUAAACCUCAUGUCUGUAGUGAGUGUGGAAAGGGUUUCAUCAAGAGAGGUGACUUGAAUAUUCACAUGGUAGUACAUAGUAAAGAACGACCUUUUGAAUGUGAAGUUUGUGGGAAGACCUUUGCUCGCAGAUGGAAUCUCAUUAAUCAUGCUGUAAUCCAUGCAGAGAAGAAACCAUAUGAGUGUGGCGAGUGUGGGAAAGGGUUUAAUCAACUUGCAGGCCUAAAAAUACAUACAAUCAUUCACACUGGUGAGAAACCACAUGCUUGCAGAGACUGUGGCAAGAAGUUUGGUAAUAUAGGUGCUUUGAACAGGCAUGUCAUAAUACAUACUGGAGAGAAACCAUUUUCUUGUAAUCUGUGUGGGAAAACGUUUGGUUUGAAACACCAACUAACAAGACAUACUGCUAAGCAUAUUGUUGAUAAACUUGUAUGAAUGUCUAUACCAGGACUACUCCCUAUCACAAACAUGAUAGAUUUUCCAAAAUGUAGGUACCUACCUACAAGUCUACACGCCAUUACAGCCAAGAAGACCAAUAUUGUUACCAUAUUUUAUGGUCCAAGCUCUAAAUUUUCUUGUUAAGAUGUACAUUUCUAGCAUUCAUCCUCAUACAUCUCAUAAAAAAACUAAAAGACUUAUAGUAAUUCUUCCCAACCUAGGGACAAUACAAAAGCAACUUUGUAUUAUACCCACAGUGCCAGUCAGGACUUGGUGUUGAAUAAAAAAUUCCAUCCUUGUUGGGAACUAAACUUGAGUGAUCUAAUUAUUAUAUUAACUGAGUUGUCUUGAAUCAUGCAAUCAGUGAGUGUGGUUGACAAUUCUCUGUAAGAUCAGAAAUCAGUCGUACUUGAUGUAUAAUUUCUGUCAGGUGUGUUAUCAACUCAGAACAAAUCCAAGUGGGCUUGUCAGUAUAAUGAUGAUGCACAAAAGUUAUAAAUUUGUCAGAUUUUUAAAUUCAUUAGUGUCCACCAGUGUCGUAAAUUUCAUUGUCAUUAUUAUUUUGAAAAUGUCUAUCCAUCUAAUUUUAGCAUUGAUAUCUAAAGCAACAUUUUCAUUAGUUUCCUAUUAAUCCAGUCACAUAUGCAUUACAAUUCCUCAUGGAAGCUAUCUUCUUCAUCAUUUGUUUUUCCUAUUUAAUACAAUUUUUAUUCUUAGGCCAUUUAAGUUUCACUGUUAUGCUAGUAUCUGUGUAUUAAUUAGUAUAACUACAUGUUUAAUAUUCUUUGGUUGUGUAAAUCACUGUUGAUAUUUACAGAACAGUGGAGACAGAAAUGCCCUUUUUUAAUGUCCUGUAAGUUUCUUUCAACAUUUCUUAAAAAUAAAACAGAAAUACACCAAGGGCUCAAGAAGGAAUUAAUCUCAUGGUCAGGUUCCACUUUUCUUGUAGUGAACACGUGGUUCACAGUGGUGAUAAAAUUAAGAGAUCCUAAAUGCUGUAAUAAUAGGAUGUUAAUA